Molecule: messenger RNA, 759 nt
Organism: Plasmodium malariae
Lineage: Eukaryota; Apicomplexa; Aconoidasida; Haemosporida; Plasmodiidae
Product: Plasmodium exported protein, unknown function
Exons: 2
Coding region: 1-759 (252 amino acids)
Source: RefSeq, a predicted model, not a curated record
AUGGAAGAAAAAUUUAAGUUACCAUUUUUUAUCAAAAUUUUUUCUUUUAUCCUUUUGACAUGGAUAAAUCAUUUUAACAAUAACAUGAGUAGCUUUAAUAAAUAUUUAGAUGAGAAGUAUGACAAUAUUAGAAAAUUAGGUCAAAUAACUUAUCGUUUACUAGCAAAACGUAAACAGAUGAAACGUCCAUAUACUAUAUGGAUAAAUGAUGUGAUACCAAAUAAUGGAAGGUACAUAAAAAAAGAUAUAUAUAAUAAUGAAAAAAUAAAUGAAGAAAAAAAUAUAUUGGCAGAUAAAGUUUCAUUAAAAAGUGCAGAAAACUAUAAGCUACCUAAAAGAAAUGAAUCAUCUAUGUACAUUCGAGGAAAUUUAUAUUGUAAAAAAAGAAUAUUUGACAAAAUAUAUUAUAAAAAUAUAGUUAGAAAUUCAUGGAUUAAAGAUUUUAUAUCUUUAAAGGAAGAUAUAAAAUUAAAAUUACUUGGGAUUUUUAUUUUAGGGAGCUCCCAUGUACUAGUUGGUAUCACGUUAAUAGUCUUAGGACAAUUGGGGUACUUAUAUGAUGUUAAUAAUGUUAUAAGUUUAUUUAAUAAAAUAGGUCUAUUUGUUGUGUUAUUCUAUAUAUUAACAUUUGUAGUUGCAAUAGCAAUGUUGUUUAUACAAAGAAGAGUUGUAAAACAUUUAAAGGCUUUAGAAAAAAAGUAUGAUAUUAAUAAUACGGCAUAUCCUUCUUUACGUAAGGUAGUUAAAUAUAAUAAAUAA